UAACACAGUGAAACCAUAGCAGCAGCAGCAGCAGCAGCAACACCAGUUACCACCACCAUGUCGGGGCCGGUGAGCUCCUCCGCACUCCGGACGGCGAGAAAACUGAGCUUAUUAGCCCGAUACAGAACCACUAUCAGUACCAGUAGCUUAGUCAACAACUACAUAUCACAUGAACAUUCAUUUUCUUCUUCCACCACAACUGGAAGAAUUAAAAAAACCGCUCCGUCUGAUUUUACAACAAAUUGGCGGUUCAUCCGCCGGUUUAGCUCAAUUGCGGCGGCUCAAUCUGAUUAUGAGGCGAAAAAUUCAUAUCACUAUUCAGCUAUAGAGUUAGCUCUCGACUCCGUGGUGAAAAUAUUUACAGUAUCGAGCAGCCCUAACUAUUUUCUUCCGUGGCAGAAUAAGCCCCAGCGUGAAACUAUGGGCUCCGGGUUUGUUAUUAGUGGGAAAAAGAUUCUGACAAAUGCUCAUGUUGUGGCGGAUCAUACAUUUGUCCUUGUGAGGAGGCAUGGUUCUCCCACCAAGUAUAGAGCUGAAGUUCAAGCUGUUGGCCAUGAGUGUGAUUUGGCUAUUUUGGUUGUUGAAAGUGAAGAGUUUUGGGAGGGGAUGAAUUGUUUGGAGCUCGGAGAUAUUCCGUUUUUACAGGAGGCUGUUGCUGUUGUUGGAUAUCCUCAGGGUGGUGACAACAUUUCUGUCACUAAAGGUGUUGUAUCAAGAGUUGAACUCACACAAUAUAUACAUGGUGCAACUCAGCUGAUGGCAAUACAAAUUGAUGCAGCUAUAAAUCCAGGGAAUAGUGGUGGCCCAGCAAUAAUGGGCAAUAAAGUUGCUGGUGUAGCUUUUCAAAAUCUUUCAGGUGCUGAGAAUAUUGGUUACAUAAUACCCGUUUCCGUGAUUAAGCAUUUUAUUGAGGGUGUGCAAGAAAAAGGAAAAUAUGUUGGAUUCUGCUUGCUGGGUCUAUCAGUCCAGCCAACUGAAAAUAUUCAACUGAGAAAGUACUUCCGUAUGCGACCUGAAAUGACCGGAGUACUUGUGAGUAAAGUUUAUCCUAUAUCAGGGGCACAUGGAGUCCUACAAAAAGAUGAUAUUAUCCUUGCAUUUGAUGGUGUACCUAUAGCAAAUGAUGGAACAGUUCCUUUUCGAAAUAGAGAGCGGAUAACUUUUGAUCAUUUGGUGUCUAUGAAGAAACCCAAUGAAACAGCUUUACUAAGAAUUUUGAGGGACGGUGAAGAGCAGGAAUACAGUAUCACUGCCAGGCCUUUGCAACCACUUGUUCCAGUUCAUCAAUUUGAUAAGCUUCCUAGUUAUUUUAUUUUUGCCGGUCUGGUCUUUAUUCCACUCACACAGCCAUAUCUUCAUGAGUACGGAGAUGACUGGUAUAAUACAUCACCUCGUCGUUUGUGUGAACAUGCACUGAGGGAGUUACCUAAAAAGGCUGGUGAACAACUUGUGAUUCUUUCCCAGGUGCUGAUGGAUGAUAUAAAUGCAGGAUACGAGCGGCUUACAGAAUUACAGGUUAAGAAAGUGAACGGAGUGGAAAUUGAAAAUCUGAAGCAUUUGUGCCAGCUUGUUGAGAAUUGUAGUGUAGAGAACUUGAGGUUUGAUUUGGAUGAUGAAAGAGUAAUUGUAUUAAAUUAUAACCAUGCAAAAGUGGCGACUUCCAAAAUGAUGCAACGUCACAGAAUACCUUCUACUAAGUCCUCUGACCUUACUGAUGAGUAGCACAAAUUCGAAAACGGAGCAAAUGGAUUCCAUACGAGAGUUGGUCCAUAUAGAGCCGAAUCAGACCUCUGAAAUGUGAACAGUUAGAAUGAGUUUGGACUUUGAUUCCAAGAGUUCACUCCAAUGUUUAAUUCGUGCGGAAUCCAUCAUGAAGUGACAUUGCAGAUGAGUAGUAUGGAUUGGAAAAUGAAGUGGCGCAAUGGAGCUGUCCUCGGCUUUUAUGGAUGAUUUUCGUGAGUUAUGUAAAGAUAUUUUUAGAGGUGGAUAAGCAGGUGUUUGUGCCACCAAUUUUGCUGGUUUUAAUUUUUUUUUUCCCCUAAAAACAAUCAAGGGUGAUAUUUAUUAGGAUUUGCAGUUCCAGAUUCUAGGUUUAAAGUUCAAGGUUUAGGGUUUAGGUUCAAUCUAUAAAUUUAGACUACCGGUGAAUUAUUGUAAUACUUGAUACAUUAGGGUUGAGUUUAAUUUCCAUUUCAUAAUAAACCAAACAACUAGAGAAAAAAAUUUAUUUUCA
This is a messenger RNA of Mercurialis annua (annual mercury), 2233 nucleotides long. Its product is annotated as protease Do-like 10, mitochondrial. The coding region runs from base 58 to 1722 and encodes 554 amino acids. The record is from RefSeq and is a predicted model, not a curated record. Gene Ontology annotation, biological process: proteolysis. Gene Ontology annotation, molecular function: serine-type endopeptidase activity; protein binding. The transcript is spliced from 8 exons. Lineage: Eukaryota; Viridiplantae; Streptophyta; Magnoliopsida; Malpighiales; Euphorbiaceae.